This is a messenger RNA of Lobosporangium transversale, 837 nucleotides long. RefSeq names its product EXS family-domain-containing protein. The record is from RefSeq and is a predicted model, not a curated record. Gene Ontology annotation, molecular function: inositol hexakisphosphate binding. The annotation marks the transcript as partial. Lineage: Eukaryota; Fungi; Mortierellomycota; Mortierellomycetes; Mortierellales; Mortierellaceae. Gene Ontology annotation, biological process: cellular response to phosphate starvation; phosphate ion transport. Gene Ontology annotation, cellular component: plasma membrane; Golgi apparatus; cytoplasm. The transcript has 3 exons.
AUGGCUACAACAGCAGCCAUCCUCUUCUGCCCUCUACCUAUUACGCAUUUUACUUCUCGGCGUUGGUUUAUUUCGAGUAUCGGCCGAAUCCUCGCUAGCGGAUACUACCGGGUCGAAUUCCGAGACUUUUUCCUUGCAGAUGAAAUGAAUUCUCUUUCAUAUUCAAUUGAGCAAUUUGAAUUUGCUAUUUGUGCCUACUCUCAACAAUGGAACGACCUCGGAAGCACCUGUUCUACUAGCCAUAUGUGGAUCACUCCAUUUUUGACUGCUUUACCAGCCUGGUUCCGUUUUCUGCAAUGCCUGCGCCGUUAUCGUGAUACUUUAGAGUGGUUUCCUCACCUGUUAAACGCUGGGAAAUAUUCUGCUAGCCUCGUCAAUUUAUUUGUGUAUUUUUCCUACCGGCAUUUUGGCGGCCCACAUCUCAAGAUUACUUGGAUCUGCUUCUCAAUUUUGACAAGUAUUUACACAUUUACCUGGGAUGUUUAUAUGGAUUGGGGCUUGUUUCGAUUUGGGAAACACGGCGGGGGAGCAUAUGGACACCCGUUUUUGAGACAAGAGUUAGUUUAUUCAAAAACAUGGGUUUACUACAUGGCAAUUAUAUUAGAUUUUUUAGGAAGAUUUUCAUGGACUCUUAGAUUAAUCCCUAUGAAAGUAAAUGUGAUGCUGCUGUCGUUCGGCCUAGCGUUACUAGAGGUUUUACGACGAUGGCAGUGGAAUUUUUUUCGAUUAGAGAACGAGCAUUUGAAUAACUGUGGACAGUUCAGGGCUAUUAAAGACAUCCCCCUUCCGUUCCACAUUCGCGUCGCGGGGGAUUCUGAUGAAGAUGAAGAGGAGGAA